Molecule: messenger RNA, 980 nt
Organism: Rhizopus microsporus ATCC 52813
Lineage: Eukaryota; Fungi; Mucoromycota; Mucoromycetes; Mucorales; Rhizopodaceae
Exons: 4
Coding region: 60-848 (262 amino acids)
Biological process (GO): nuclear inner membrane organization
Cellular component (GO): nuclear inner membrane; microtubule organizing center attachment site; mitotic spindle pole body
Source: RefSeq, a predicted model, not a curated record
AUAAAAAGUGAGGAGAGAGAGAAAAAGGGAUAACCGUUUCUUUUUUUUUAUAUAUAUAUAUGUCAACUUUUUACUUGUAUACCAUUUUGUUUAUUCUCAUCAUGUCAUUUUUUUAUUACAGUCCAAAUAAGCUCAUAUCCUAUUUAUUUAAAAAUACACAACGCAUAAGAGUAAAUUGUUGGUACUGUAACACGGAUGCCAUCCUAGACUUGAGUUCAGGCGGAUCAGCCAGAUAUUGGAUAUGUCAAAGGUGUGAAAGUGAGAAUUUUAGAGAUGAGCAAGGGCAAGUGAUGGACCCCAUUGUUCCCUCAAAAUGCACGAAACCACCAAAAAUAACGGAUUAUAGACCCUAUAUAUCAGAUCCAAACAAGCCGACACUUUGCAAUGAAUGUCAAAAGGCUCAGGCACUCAUAUUAUAUCUAUCAGAAGGAUUUAUUCCAGAUGAUGAAAAUGAAUUUGAUUAUAAGGAAAGAUGUCAGCAGUACUUGUCACAUAAAAGAUACCUUGAUGAUAGAUAUGAUCUAUGCCAAGAAUGUCAUGAUGAAGUUGCAGCGUACCUUGAACAACAGACCCAGCAAUUUGGACCAGCAAGACUAUACGAACCAAACGAAGACGCCAUUCCACCCCCAGAACCACAAGAUACAUUCAUGGUCAAAGAGUGCAACCGUAAUAGAUCAAUGACCAAAUUCAAGCUACAACGGCUGUUUUGGAUAUCGAUGCAUGUAUUUACUCUACUCUACCUUUAUUACGGUAAGAUAGUAUGCCAUUAUUAUUUUCAUUCAUUCUUUGCUAAUGAGACUAUUGCUUUUGUUAGUCACUUGUUAUCCAGCAGCAAUUACAGACCAUAACCCGUUUUCUAUCAGCAUAAAGAGUUACAUUGCUCAAGCAUAUCACACCUAUAAAGAAACAAAUACCUGGAAUGAAUGCAUUUGGCUAUUUAUCAACUACAUCAAGAGCAUUAUCCCAAGAUACUACAACUU